AUGGGAAUGGGAAGUAACGGCGAAUUGAAGUAUGAGAUCUCUCAGGACGCGUACAUUAAGCUCGUUCUCCACUCGCUGCGACACAAGACGGCGGCGGUCAACGGAGUCCUCAUCGGUCGAGUCAGCCCUAAGGACGAAGGAAUCGUAGAGAUCUCUGAUUCUGUGCCGCUCUUUCACUCUAACCUUGCUCUCCUUCCUCCUCUCGAGAUCUCGCUCCUCAUGAUAGAAGAGCAUUACGUGGCUCAAGGUUUGAGUAUCGUUGGCUAUUUCCAUGCGAACGAGAGGUUCGAUGAUGUUGAACUCUGUGGUGUGGCUAAGAACAUUGCUGAUCACAUCUCUCGCUAUUUCCCUCAGGCACCGAUUCUCUUGUUGAACAACAAAAAACUUGAAGCCUUAUCAAAGGGUAAAGAUCGAAGCCCAGUGAUGCAGCUCUGUGUGAAGGAUGCUUCUAGGAACUGGAGAGUGGUUGGAGCAGAUGGAGGAAGCAAGCUACUCUUGAAAGAGCCAUCGGCCAAUGUAGUUUUGUCAGAUUACAUUUCAUCUGAGAAGUGGAAGGACGUCACAGAUGUUGAUGAUCAUCUUGAUGAUGUCACCAAGGACUGGGUAAACCCUGGACUUUUCAACUGA
Microthlaspi erraticum is the source of this 627-nucleotide messenger RNA. NCBI's taxonomy places the organism in Eukaryota, Viridiplantae, Streptophyta, Magnoliopsida, Brassicales, Brassicaceae. The record is from the annotation of a GenBank genome assembly.